Gasterosteus aculeatus aculeatus (three-spined stickleback) is the source of this 2500-nucleotide messenger RNA. It is a transcript of the gene anapc7, whose product is annotated as anaphase promoting complex subunit 7. The record is from RefSeq and is a predicted model, not a curated record. Gene Ontology annotation, molecular function: protein binding. Gene Ontology annotation, biological process: cell division; protein ubiquitination; positive regulation of mitotic metaphase/anaphase transition. Gene Ontology annotation, cellular component: anaphase-promoting complex. Lineage: Eukaryota; Metazoa; Chordata; Actinopteri; Perciformes; Gasterosteidae.
AUGAAUGUGAUAGAUCAUGUACGGGACAUGGCUGCCGCGGGCCUUCACUCGAACGUCCGGAUAUUGAGCAGUUUGUUGCUGACGAUGAGUAAUAACAACCCAGAGCUUUUCUCCCCGGCCCAGAAGUACCAGUUGCUGGUUUACCACGCCGAUGCCAUCUUCCACGAUAAGGAAUACCGUAAUGCUGCCUGCAAGUACAGCAUGGCAUUGCAACAGAAGAAAGUCCUCAGCAAAACAUCUAAAGUUCGUACUUCUACCGGUGGAGCUGCAUCUAACUUACAGGCCCAGAGUUUGCCCUCUGAAAUUGAGGUAAAGUACAAGAUCGCUGAAUGCUACACCAUUUUGAAACUGGACAAAGAUGCCAUUGCUGUGCUCGACGGGAUCCCAUCCAGACAAAGGACCCCCAAGAUCAACAUGAUGCUAGCGAACCUGUACAGGAAAGCGGGUCAGGAGCGUUCUGCAGUGACGAGCUACAAAGAGGUUCUCCGACAGUGUCCUGUUGCACUGGAUGCCAUCAUUGGUCUUCUCUCUUUAUCAGUCAAAGGAGCUGAAGUGGCGUCCAUGACUAUGGAUGUGACCCAGAAUAUUCCCAACCUGGACUGGCUCUCUGUUUGGAUCAAAGCUUAUGCCUUCAUACAUGCUGGGGACAAUCAAAGAGCCAUCAACACUAUUUGCUCCCUUGAGAAGAAGUCUCUGCUGCGAGACAACGUGGACCUCCUGGUGAGCCUGGCAGAUGUCUACUUCAGGGCAGGUGACACCAAGAACGCCAUCCUCAAAUUUGAACAAGCCCAGAUGCUGGACCCAUACCUCAUCAAAGGAAUGGAUGUGUAUGGCUACCUGAUGGCCCGCGAAGGACACUUGGAGGAUGUUGAGGUCCUGGGAGGAAGAUUAUUUAAUAUCUCAGACCAGCAUGCAGAACCCUGGGUGAUCUCUGGUUGUCACAGCUUUUAUAGCAAGCGUUACUCCAGAGCCCUCUACCUGGGAGCAAAGGCCAUCCAGCUGAACAGCAACAGUGUGCAGGCUCUCCUCCUGAAGGGGGCGGCACUAAGAAACAUGGGUCGCGUCCAAGAAGCCAUCAUCCAUUUCAGGGAGGCCAUGCGCUUGGCUCCUUGCAGACUCGACUGCUACGAAGGUCUGAUCGACUGUUACCUGGCAUCCAAUGGGAUACGAGAGGCUAUGGGAAUGGCUAAUAACAUCUAUAAGACUCUGGGGGCCAAUGCGCAGACUCUGACCAUCCUCGCCACCGUGUGCCUGGAGGACCCGGUGACUCAGGAGAAAGCCAAAACCCUGCUGGACAAAGCUCUGGCCCAGAGGCCUGACUACACCAAGGCUGUGGUCAAGAAGGCGGAGCUGCUCAGUCGGGAACAGAAAUAUGAAGAAGGCAUCGCGCUCCUCAGAAACGCACUGGCCAAUCAGAGUGAUUGUGUCCUGCACAGAAUGCUGGGAGAUUUCUUAGUGGCUGUCAACGAUUACCAAGAAGCCAUGGAUCAGUACAGCAUAGCGCUGAGCCUGGAUCCCAAUGAUCAGAAGUCUCUGGAAGGCAUGCAGAAGAUGGAGAAGGAGGAGAGCCCCACGGAUGCCACGGUGGAGCUGGACGGUGACGACAUGGAGGGCAGCGGAGAGGACGGGGACCUGGAGGGCAGCGACAGCGAAGCGGCACAGUGGGCCGAUCAGGAACAGUGGUUUGGAAUGCAGUGACCUCGGCCCCCGGAGGAUGCACAGUCACUACCCCCCCCCCAGCAGCACAACGUGGCCACUGGAUCUAUCCCCCCCCCCCAACAUUCUGACAACCUUAUUAAUCACUCCACCGGGAGGCUAAUUGAGCCUCGUGUGCUCGUCCAUACAGAUGCCGAUGCAGCCUUACAGCAGCAGUAGACACUUAACCCCACAGUAAAUAAAGAUCUGCUUUUCCAUGCCUCGAUUUCUUAAUAUUUGUACAAAAUAUUAGCUAACAUCACCGACUCUACUUUGGCUUUUUGGUCAACACUUCUUUGCUGGCCAUCUCAAUUAAGGAGUUAUGGUCUCAGAUACUACAAAGUACUAUUUCAUGUUAAAUAUACUCAUUCCAAAGUGAGUAGCAUUGUAUUGAGAGAAAAAACGGAUUUGGGGUUCAGUUCAGUAUACUGGAGGAUAGGAAACAAAGGGCGAAGCAAAUGUCAGAACCAGUUGGUGUGAUGGGAGAUUUUACUCUUCACAUUACUCAGACUGGCAAGGGUUCAAACUCUGUUUUGUGGUUUUCAUCAGAUCACACUGAAGGUUUUAAAUGUGCCACAACUUCACAUCUGUGAAAAAGUGUCUGUGUAUCAUAAUCUCUGCGGCUCUUUAAUAUAUAAUCUACGUUUGAAUUGUCACAAGAAUGUACAGGCUUCAUUAUUUGUGUGUAUGUGUGUUGUUGAAAAUAACCUGACAUUGACUCCAAUGUUUCUUAACUACUUCAAGAUUAAUGUCUAUAGUAUUUUGUACAUAUUUUUAAAGUGUAUAAUAAAAUGAUAAAUGCUCA